AUGGAUUGCAACACUGAACAGCGGCUUCGCGCCAAGCUUGCCUACUCAUCUCCAAGGAUUCGUGUUGCCUCUUCUAUGCCAAAAGCCGGACGACCACCAUCGGACGUCUGGGCAUGUUGGGGCCUAGUCGGAGAUGGAGCUGGUGGCUACAAGUCUCGCUGUCACCUUUGUUCACAUUCCGAGCACGAAGGUCGCCAAUACCAACUUGCCGACAAUCAAGGCGAUGUUGACGCAACAACGUUGGUCGACGAGCUAAGAGGUGCUAAGCACUGGAAGGAUAGAGCAGAGGAGCUUUGGGUCGCAAAGUUCGGAAAGCCAGUCACAAAAGCUAAGAACAGGGGAAAGAGCUCUACAGGACGACCAGCUGAAGAGAUGAGUCGUUCAACUGGACCAUCAGCAGAGCCGAUGGCGAAGCGAGCCAAGACCAACCCUCCUCAUGACUCAGAACCAUCAAAAGACCAGGCCUUACCCAUCGAAAGAAACCUAUUGGAUGACCCCCUGAAAGACAAAGAGUGCCUUAAGAUGUGGCAUGAUCCACGUCAAGAGAUGGAUGAUGAACAGCUCGAGCGAGUGAGGUCACUACUUCAGCACAGAGUCAGAGCACGCCAGCCUCCACCACUACGCCUCCUCCAAGAGGUACGUAUAUCUGUGAAAUAUCUCUUGGAUAGAGGUAUGGCCACGAAUUUCAACACAGUCUACGCCGAUAAAUCAUGGCGUAAGUGGGUUGAUGAGCAUGGGUCGAAAGACGAUGCCCAGAAAACUUCCACCACAGCAAAGCCAAUAACGUACGAUGUGUUCCCUUCCCUGCGGAACCUGAGUAUUGAUGAACGACGCAACCAUGCCAGACGACUCCGAGAAGAGCUGUCGCAGCUUAUUGCAAAUGACGAGUCGGUUGCGGAAUAA
Pyrenophora tritici-repentis Pt-1C-BFP is the source of this 903-nucleotide messenger RNA. RefSeq lists its product as uncharacterized. The record is from RefSeq and is a predicted model, not a curated record. NCBI's taxonomy places the organism in Eukaryota, Fungi, Ascomycota, Dothideomycetes, Pleosporales, Pleosporaceae.